UUGCUUAAAUAUCCUCCGGCGGACUAUCAGAAGCAAGCAUGGAAAGCGGGCAGAAGUUUGAAAUUGAUCGCUAUGCCUUAGAUGACGAUGAUGUUGCAAGGCUCGGCGGCGAUUUAAUUGUUCAUCUUCCAUACAGUAUGAGCUUUAGCAGAAGAUUCUGAUGUAGAUUUUGAUUACAUUUGGGUGCCGAGGUGUGUUGAUCAUUUACAGAAUAUGAAUUUGUUUAAGACGAGGGUCGAAAGAAAUUGCGCCGAGGAAACUCUAUGUAGAGUUGCUCAUGAAAAUACGUUGCCGUAUGGGCCAAGAAUCCUGGAUUUGUAUUCAAUAAUCCUGAAGCGCAACAAACAAGUAACUGGCAAUGGAGAAACUGUGUGUUUGAAAGGUAAACUAAAAGGUGUAAUUGAAAUCAAGGACUACCCUGAGUUCCGUUGGGACAUAAAUGCUGAAUUGUCUGGUGAAGGAGAUGAAGAUAGAUGCACGCUUACCCUGAAUGGUCCCAAUUGCCCUCUCGGCUCUUCUCGUGCGAUGGCUUCUCGAGGAUUGGCUUUGCUCUCACUCUGGAUGAUCAACCUUUAUUUCAAGGUGAGUACCCUGAUGAUUACUUUUAUGAGGAUGAGAAAGUAUUUGGUCCUGGUAACAAAGUUAGUAGAGGUUUUUUUGCGACUGAACCUAAUUGGCUAGCUGUUCCUUAUCUUAAUAACCGUCUUAUCGAGAUCCGAGUUUACACGGGUGAGAAGUGUUAUGCUCGUUCCCGCCCGAUUGUUUCUCCGGUGCAAAUAUUUGCACGGUUUGCUGUUAUGCAGCCUGGACUAGUGGCCAGCAUUAAGAUUAAAGUCAGGAAUCACCGGCACAUCACCACCAUCUCUGGUUCUAUCUACGCUCGACCUUGCUGUUUCACCCAUCGAAUCCCCCUUAUCAACUCCCUCGAGAAUACCGAGGUGGCUGAAGAUGGGACCAUUGCGCUGAAGAGGUCAUUUGUGGCUGUGUCAUCACAUGCCUCUCUGGUCAUUGUAGCCGAUGGGCUGCAUGAUCAACUUGGCAACCGUGUUACUCUCUGUGCCAACACUUUCUUCAUUCCGGCCAAGGAGGCACCGUCCGAGGCUAGGAUCAUGUACGAGCAACCAGGGUCCGAGUCUAACAUUUUAAAUGGGCGCCUCCAAGCUGAGGUCGAAUGGAUUCCCCAUGAAUUUGACCUUCUAUAGGAUGUUUAUUAUUUGGUUGCAUGUUUGUUCCCAGUUUUAAAAUUUCAGAUUGCAGGCAAUGGUGGACUGUGCAUCAUUCUCAUGUAAAAUGAAAUUCCCUGGAAGAUUAUUCAGCUGCAUUGUCUUUGUCAAUAUAUUAGACAUCAAUUAAUCCUAAAAACUAAGCAUAGGUCCAAUAAACGAAAACUGUAAUUGCUUUAAACUUAAAGCUGUUAUGUUCUCUAUCAACUAAUGUAAAUUGGCAAUGAGCAAUAAUAAAAUUCAACAGUUUCCUCAA
Messenger RNA from Mercurialis annua (annual mercury), 1479 nucleotides. RefSeq lists its product as uncharacterized. NCBI's taxonomy places the organism in Eukaryota, Viridiplantae, Streptophyta, Magnoliopsida, Malpighiales, Euphorbiaceae. The record is from RefSeq and is a predicted model, not a curated record. The transcript has 2 exons. The coding region runs from base 474 to 1202 and encodes 242 amino acids.